Messenger RNA from Nematostella vectensis (starlet sea anemone), 2407 nucleotides. RefSeq names its product tetratricopeptide repeat protein 28. Bases 129 to 2060 code for a protein of 643 amino acids. The transcript has 3 exons. Gene Ontology annotation, molecular function: protein binding. The record is from RefSeq and is a predicted model, not a curated record. NCBI's taxonomy places the organism in Eukaryota, Metazoa, Cnidaria, Anthozoa, Actiniaria, Edwardsiidae.
AGUUUUUAUUUGUGGUAUUUCGCACAAAACAUUCAAAGAUGGAGUCGGGCGGUUGUUAAGUCAAAAGACAUCAUAUAAUUAUUGCUAAAUCUUUCUUCUUCAGGAAUCAUUGACAAGUUGUGACGGAUAUGGCUUGCUCCCUUCCACUUUCAACUGACGUCGAGCGGGAGCGUUACUUGCGACUUGCGCAACUUCUUGUGGAAGAAGGAACGACUGCGCUUAGAAAGUUCUUUGACAAUAUACACUCCCCGGCCACACUUGCCGCGGUGCUCACUACAAAACAGAGACAGCUCCAACAGUUGUUGAAGAAAGGCAUCCUAUCCUCUACUCAGUGGAGUAAGCUCUUUCCUGCAAGUGGAAAUCCAGAAUCAAGAGAUUUUGACAUAACGCUGCUUUCUGUGCUGCUCAGGAAUAUUUGCGGCAUCCUGACUCCGACUGAUCCAUUCUGGAGCACUUAUCCACCUGAUGCAGAUAUCUCUUGUGAAGCUAAUUUAGUAAGGAUAAGAAUGCUGAGAAAUGAACUUGGACACUCAACCACUAUACGUCUCAAUGAAUCUCAAUUUGAAAUCUAUUGGGAGAAGAUUUCGCGUGCACUGGUUGCGCUAGGGUCGAAUAAGUUAAAGAUAAGCGAUUAUAAGAUGCGUCCCAUCGGAACUAAAGAUUACAUUGACGUGAUUCGAAUGUGGGUGGCCUCAGAUGAUGUGCUGCUCAAUGAAUUACAGAAAAUGAGAAGAGAAGUCAAGUCAACAAGUGCCAGACAGGAGCUGAAGUACGACACGCACCACGAGGAGUUGAUAGCCAGGUUUGACAAGCUAGAGAAUCUCAUAGGGUCCACUAGUCACCAGUCUACAAUAAGCAACGAGAGGCCGAAGCAUAACGGGGAGUCUGGUGACGAGAGAGAGAAAGCUGACGCAUUUAUUGAUGAGGGUUGCGAGAAUAUGGACCGGGGCAACUACCAGGAGGCGAUUGAGUCUUUCCAAAUGGCUGGGGUGCUAUACGAUAACACAAAUUAUUCCGAAACAGGACAGGCGAAGGCUAAUUAUAAUAUUGGUUUGAUUCAUGCCAGACUUGGUAACCACGAGGAGGCUAUGGACAGUCACAAUGCUGCCUUAAAGCUGUACCAAAACACAAGAAAUGAUCAACGACUAGGGGAUGUGCACCUGAAUAUUGGUAACACGCACUACGAGUGUAAGAACUACAAGGACGCGAUGAAGCAUUACGGAGAUGCGUUGAGCCUGUACAAACAGACGAAGAAUGAUAAGGGGGAAGCGCGUGCGCAUGUAUGUAUAGGUGAUACAGACUACAUGGGUGGUAACUACAAAGAGGCGAUAUCUCACUACAAAGAGGCCUUGAAGAUGUUCCAAACGGCAAGAGAUGAACAAGCGCAGGGGGAUGCACAUUUCAAUAUUGGUAAUUUAAACUGCAAGCUAGGUAACUACGAAGAGGCGAUAGUAAAUUUAACAGAUGCUUUGAGGCUGUUCGAAAAAAUACACAAUGAUCAAGGACAGGGCGAUGCACAUUUGAGCAUCGGGAAUACACACAGCAAGCAAGGGAACUUCGAGGUCGCGAUAGCAAGUUUUCACGCGGCUUUGGGGUUUUACCAGAAGUCAAACAAUGACCAGCGACAGGGGGAUGCACAUUUCAAUAUUGGUAUUUUAAACUGCAAGCUAGGUAACUACGAAGAGGCGAUAGUAAAUUUAACAGAUGCUUUGAGGCUGUUCGAAAAAAUACACAAUGAUCAAGAACAGGGCGAUGCACAUUUGAGCAUCGGGAAUACACACAUCAAGCAAGGAAACUUCGAGGUCGCGAUAGCAAGUUUUCACGCGGCUUUGGGGUUUUACCAGAAGUCAAACAAUGACCAGCGACAGGCGGAUGCACAUUUCAAUAUCGGUAACACACUCCGCAAGCAAGAUAAAUACGAAGAGGCGAUGUUAAGUUAUGGGCUGGCCUUGAGUGUGUACGAGAAAAUCAAAGACAAAGAAGGACAAGGCAGAGUACAUAGCAAUAUUUGUAGCGUGCAACAAUUACUGCACAUUAUCAACGAACAUAACGAAUCGUAGCGACUGUAGGCUGACGGGUUGGGAAGACAGUUUGCUGUUUGUAUUAUAUUUAUAUUAUUGUUUUCUUACGUUUCAAUCUAGUUCUUGUGGGCGCGCGCACAUUCCUACGCAAAGCGUGCGUGAGUCCUCUUAUAACACAUGUACCCUUGAUCAAUCACAGCGCGCGAUUUACGAAUUUCCUUCUUUAAUUAAAAAAUAGAUCUCAUUUUUGCGUGCGUCUGACCUCUGAUAGAUACACAGAUGACUUCACAACCCGUCAUGAACAAAAAAAUAAGCAUCAAGAUAGACGCACAAAACAAUGAGAUCUCAUUUGUUUUAUACAACAAUUAAAAUGUUGUCUUACGUUA